This is a messenger RNA of Dacryopinax primogenitus, 1621 nucleotides long. Its product is annotated as AAA-domain-containing protein. NCBI's taxonomy places the organism in Eukaryota, Fungi, Basidiomycota, Dacrymycetes, Dacrymycetales, Dacrymycetaceae. The record is from RefSeq and is a predicted model, not a curated record. Gene Ontology annotation, molecular function: ATP binding; ATP hydrolysis activity. Gene Ontology annotation, biological process: endosomal transport; vacuole organization. The transcript has 6 exons. The coding region runs from base 65 to 1393 and encodes 442 amino acids.
CAUCUUACACGGUCACGGCUGUCGGCACUGAGUACGGUGACCGCGGCGUUAGAGGUUAGGAAGCAUGGGAGCAAACAGCAACUUUCUUGAUAAAGCGAUCGAUCUUGUACAGAAGGCUAUCGACGAAGAUGUCGCGCAGAAUUAUGCCGAGGCCUAUAAACUAUACCAGAACGCGUUGGAUUACUUCAUGAUGGCGCUGAAGUAUGAGAAGAACGACAAGCUCAAAGAGCUCAUCAAGAACAAGCUGAAAGAGUACCUCGACCGAGCAGAGCGACUAAAGGAGCACCUCGCCCAAGCGCAGGAAAAGCGUCAGCGCAGCGCUAUGGGUGCGGAUGGGAAGUCCACGGGUGGUGGUGGUGGAGCGGGGAAGAACAAAGACGACGAUGACGAUCCGGACACGAAGAAGCUGCGUGCCGGUCUAUCGGGCGCUAUUCUUACCGAAACACCCAACGUGCGAUGGGAUGAUGUUGCUGGUCUCGAAGCUGCGAAGGAGGCGCUCAAGGAGGCGGUUAUCUUGCCGAUCAAGUUCCCGCACUUGUUUACUGGCAAGCGCACGCCCUGGCGCGGAAUCCUGUUGUAUGGUCCACCAGGGACGGGAAAGAGUUUCCUGGCGAAGGCGGUGGCUACCGAGGCGAAGAGCACCUUCUUUAGUGUUAGUAGCUCAGAUUUGGUCAGCAAGUGGAUGGGCGAGAGUGAGAGAUUGGUCAAACAACUCUUCACGAUGGCGCGUGAAUCGAAACCGUCAAUUAUCUUCAUCGACGAGGUCGACUCGCUCUGCGGCACGCGUGGAGAGGGCGAGUCGGAGGCCUCGCGCCGUAUCAAGACCGAAUUCCUCGUCCAAAUGGACGGUGUGGGGAAAGACGGUGGUGGGGUGCUCGUCCUGGGUGCGACCAACAUCCCCUGGAUGCUGGAUCCGGCAAUCAAGCGUAGGUUCGAGAGGAGAAUAUACAUCCCCCUGCCAGGGCCUGAGGCGAGGCGGCGGAUGUUUGAGCUCAAUAUUGGCACGACGCCGAAUGUGCUGGUGAAGGACGAUUACAGAACGCUCGCGGAGAAGACUACUGGGUACUCUGGCUCCGAUAUCGCCAUCGUCGUACGCGACGCACUGAUGGAACCUGUGCGGAAAGUCCUUUCCGCAACCCAUUUCAAGUCUGUCCAAGUGCCUAAUCCGUCUCCCCCUCCGAGCGAAAUCGCAAAAUGGACACCCUGUUCGCCCGGAGACCCAGACGCAGUCGAGAAAAGCUGGGGCGAUGUGGAAGCCGACGAGCUGCUCGAACCCGUUCUAGGCUUGAACGACUUUGUACGGGCAGUGCAAGCGGUGCGUCCCACGGUGACGGACGAAGAUGUGAGGCGACAGAUGGAAUGGACGAACGAGAGCGGUGAGUCGGCUAUGUGAGAUUGUUCCCGGGCUUGCAGGGCUGAUAAGGCCCGGGGACGGGAUCAAGGGCUGGAUGGCGCCUGAUUGCAGCAGAGGCGUUCCAGCCAGGUUUUUCCCAUGCAUGGGGGAGUGAACGAGGGCGAGAGAUUUAUUGGCAGAGAGUGGACUGAGGGCGCGGGGCAUGUACUGUACACCCUGUUUGGGCACUGUACGACUAGCAGGAACAUUCAUACUUAUUGUUCGGAA